Microthlaspi erraticum is the source of this 1485-nucleotide messenger RNA. NCBI's taxonomy places the organism in Eukaryota, Viridiplantae, Streptophyta, Magnoliopsida, Brassicales, Brassicaceae. The record is from the annotation of a GenBank genome assembly.
AUGUUUCAUGGAAACAUCCCGGAGACUUUAGGAGAUUGUCUCCAGGCGGAAAGCAUUUUCUUGGGUAGAAACAAGUUUGAUGGAGCUAUUCCAGAUGUUAGAAACUUGAGGGCUCUUCAAUACUUUAACUUAUCAAGCAACAAUCUUUCGGGUAACAUACCUGAAUAUCUUGCCAAUCUCUCGUCGUUGGAGAAUUUAGAUCUCUCUGGUAACGACUUUGAGGGAAUGGUUCCAACAAAAGGAAUAUUUCAAACCCUCGUAAACUUUUCAGUGUCUGGUAAUGGAAAGCUUUGUGGAGGCAUCCCAGAACUAAAACUAAGAUCAUGCCCUCAAAACGUGACAUCAUGGGCAAGAAGACAUUCAUCAAACAAGAAGAAAAUUUUCAUCGGUGUUGGUAUUGGUGUAGCUUCUCUUCUGUUGUUACUACUGGCUCUGAGUUUUCUUGUGAAAAGGAAGAAGAGAAACGGUGCAGAAAACACCAACAAUUUCUUGUCAAAUACUUCAUUAGACCCUUUCCACGAAAGGGUAAGUUUUGAGGAGCUUCGUGCUGCGACUCAUGACUUCUCUUCAAGCAAUCUGAUUGGUUCAGGAAAUUUUGGCUCUGUUUUUAGAGGGUUGCUUGGUCCCGAGUCUAAAGCUGUUGCGGUUAAAGUUCUAAAUCUCCAAACGCGUGGCGCAGCCAAGAGCUUUAUGACGGAGUGUGAAGCCUUGAAAGGUAUAAGGCAUCGAAACCUAGUGAAACUUGUGACUUGUUGCUCAAGCAUUGAUUUCAAAGGAAAUGAAUUCAAAGCUCUUGUGUACGAGUUUAUGCCGAACGGAAACCUAGACACGUGGCUGCACCGAGAGGAAGCCAAAGUCUCGGUAAGUCAUUCAAGACCAUUGAAGCUAAGUGAACGACUUAACAUAGCCAUAGACGUGGCUUCCGUUUUGGAUUACAUCCAUUCCAAUUGUCAUGACCCUGUAGCUCAUUGUGAUAUAAAGCCAAGCAAUGUUCUUUUAGACGAUGAUCUAACAGCACAUGUGAGUGACUUUGGUCUUGCUCGGAUCAUUGACCAAGAAUCCUUCAUCAACCAAGUUAGCUCCACGGGUGUUAGAGGAACCAUCGGCUAUGCUGCACCAGAAUAUGGAAUGGGAGGCAAACCAUCGAGAGAAGGGGAUUUUUACAGCUUUGGUGUUCUUUUGUUGGAGAUGUUCACUGGAAAGCGUCCCACUGAUGAAGUAUUUGUGGAAGAAUCUACUCUCCGUAGCUACACCGAGUCGGGGUUGCAAGAACAUGUUCUUGAUAUAGCUGACAUAUCGAUUCUCCAAGGCGAAGUUGGCAACAAAAACAUGAGCACUAUUGCUGAGUGUUUGAAGUUGGUGUUUCACGUGGGAAUAAGGUGUUGUGAAGAAUCUCCCACAAAUCGGAUGACGAUGGCUCAAGCUUUAGCUGAAUUAGUCUCAAUCAGAAAGAGAUUCUUUAGUAGCCAGAGGACGAGAUUGUAG